Fopius arisanus is the source of this 2603-nucleotide messenger RNA. RefSeq names its product NADH dehydrogenase (ubiquinone) 75 kDa subunit (gene ND-75). Lineage: Eukaryota; Metazoa; Arthropoda; Insecta; Hymenoptera; Braconidae. The coding region runs from base 141 to 2333 and encodes 730 amino acids. Gene Ontology annotation, molecular function: NADH dehydrogenase (ubiquinone) activity; iron-sulfur cluster binding. Gene Ontology annotation, biological process: ATP synthesis coupled electron transport; cellular respiration. The transcript has 8 exons. Gene Ontology annotation, cellular component: membrane. The record is from RefSeq and is a predicted model, not a curated record.
CUCAAAUAUUGCAUGAUAAUUCUUUUCAUUCACUACCAUUUAAAAAUUUGUCCUCUUUAAAUGAUUUUGUGAAAAGGUUUCGUAGCGUUGCAAAUGCCCGGACUCGCAACAAUUAUUUUCGUGUCACAUAAAUUGAGAAGAUGUUGCGACUACCCCUACUGCGGGCGGCCGGUUUGUCGACCGGUAGAUUGGGCGUAAGUGGCAUCCAAACUUCAGCCAAUAAGUGCCAUGCAGGUCAGGAUUUAGUGGAGCUUUUCAUCGAUGAUAAGCCAGUGCAGGUGCCACCUGGAACCACGGUCCUUCAGGCUGCGGCAACAAUUGGAAUUGAAAUACCGAGAUUUUGUUAUCAUGAACGGCUGGCUGUCGCGGGAAACUGCAGAAUGUGUCUUGUAGAGAUCGAAAAACAGAUGAAGCCUGUGGCAGCCUGUGCAAUGCCAGUGAUGAAAGGCUGGCGAGUAAAAACAAACUCAGAUCUCACGCGACGAGCUCGUGAAGGGGUCAUGGAGUUCCUGCUGGUGAAUCAUCCCCUGGACUGUCCCAUCUGUGAUCAGGGGGGCGAAUGCGAUCUGCAGGACCAAAGUAUGGCUUUUGGAAAUGACCGAAGCCGUUUCGUAGACAUAGACUUCAGUGGUAAGCGGGCGGUCGAAGAUAAAGAUAUUGGGCCCUUGGUGAAAACCACGAUGACUCGUUGCAUCCAUUGCACGCGGUGCAUUCGCUUCGCUUCUGAAGUGGCGGGGGUCGACGAUCUAGGAACUACAGGACGUGGUAACGACAUGCAAGUGGGAACUUAUGUAGAGAAGUUAUUUUUGUCAGAAUUAUCAGGAAACAUCAUCGAUUUGUGCCCAGUGGGAGCUUUGACAAGCAAGCCUUACGCAUUUGUUGCCAGACCCUGGGAAACUCGUAGAACCGAUAGCAUUGAUAUUUCUGACGCUGUGGGAAGUAACAUUGUGGUUUCCAGUCGUACUGGAGAAGUGUUGAGGAUCCUUCCGAGAGUUAAUGAAGAAGUAAAUGAAGAAUGGAUCUCAGAUAAAGCAAGAUUCUCGUAUGAUGGACUAAAACGUCAAAGGCUAAUCACUCCUAUGAUGAGAGUCAAUAACAAGCUCGAGAAUGUCGAGUGGGAAGAUGCUUUAAUGGCUGCAGCUUGUGGCCUUCAGGAUGUUCCUUCUGGUAAGAGUGCCGUAAUUGCUGGGAAAUUGGCUGAUGCGGAAGCGCUGAUGGCUAUGAAGGAUCUCCUUAAUAAACUUGGUGGAGAGACUCUCGCGACUGAACAAAAUUUUCCUAAGGAAGGAUCUGGUAUUGAUUUUAGAAGCAAUUACUUGACAAAUAAUAGGAUCCAGAAUAUAGAAGAGGCAGAUAUUGUUUUACUCAUUGGAACCAAUCCAAGGUAUGAAGCUCCGUUGGUUAACACGAGGUUGAGAAAGGGAUAUCUUCAUGGGGAACAGACUAUUGCACUUAUUGGACCGAAAGUCGAUCUCACUUAUGAUUAUGAGCAUCUAGGUCAGUCAGCUAAUGUACUGGAUCAACUCAAAAGUGGUCAACAUCCAUUCACUGCAACUUUAAAAAAAGCGAAGAAACCAUUAAUAAUCCUGGGGAUUGAACAAUUGAGACGAAAAGAUGGUGCAAAGAUGUUGUCAGUAGCUCAAGAAUUGGCAAAGACCCUUGGAGACACUACGAAACCUCCAGCUGAUUGGAAAGUCUUAAAUAUUCUCCAUACAAAUGCUUCUCAAGUUGCUGCCUUGGAUAUUGGCUAUGGAUCUAGUUUAGAAGAUGUCAAGAGUCUCCAGCCAAAAGUAUUAUUCCUCCUUGGUGCUGAUGACUCACCUAUUACAAGAGAAGAAUUUCCUCAUUCUUUCAUUAUUUACAUAGGAAGCCACGGAGAUCGUGGAGCAACAGCUGCCGAUGUAGUCUUUGCUGGAGCCGCCUAUACAGAAAAAACGGGAAGUUACGUCAACACUGAGGGUCGUGCACAACAAACGGGUGCUGCUAUUACUCCUCCUGGAAUGGCCCGACCCGAUUGGAAGAUUAUCCGAGCUCUUGCUGAGUUCUCUGGAGUUGAAUUACCUUAUGAUACUAUUGCUGACGUUCGGUCGAGACUUGAAGAGGUUGCUCCUCAUGUAGUCCGAUAUGGUGAGAUCGAAUCAGCUAAUUUUUUCACUCAAGCAUUAGAGUUAUCAAAGAAAACUGGAGGUUCCUUUCUCCAAGAUCCAGUAGACAUAAAACAAAAAUCUCUUGAUCAGUUCUUUAGAACGGACGUAAUAUCCCGAGCCUCCCCAACAAUGGCAAAAUGUGUCCAAGCAGUUCUAAAAGGACGUCAGCCACACUCCAAUCAGUAAAACUGUUUCUAGACUAAUGAAGUAAGAUGUAUAAAUAAAUAGUAUUCUGUUAUGACUUAGAACAAUCGAGUAAUUAUAGAUAGAAGAUUCAAAAGAUGUUUAAAAGUCCGAAUGGUGUCAUCGUUUGUAUGGAAUGAUUCAAAAAUGAUAAUUUCAGUGAAAUCAUAACAGAAUUCUAAAGAGAUCUUAUAUUCAAUGUUCAGCCAAUUGUAAAUUAGUCGCAAUGGUGGUUUAUCACAUAAAAUUUAAAUAAAAUUCUAAAAAAGUAAA